Messenger RNA from Aricia agestis (brown argus), 3263 nucleotides. RefSeq lists its product as uncharacterized. Bases 388 to 2541 code for a protein of 717 amino acids. The record is from RefSeq and is a predicted model, not a curated record. The transcript has 8 exons. Lineage: Eukaryota; Metazoa; Arthropoda; Insecta; Lepidoptera; Lycaenidae.
GCGUCCUUCGAUGAGCAUUUUAUCAUAAAAUUUAUUUAAAAAAUGGAAAGGACCUAAAUUAGCUAAAAUAAUUAGUUGCUGUUCAUACGCUAAACUCUAUAUUCGGAUAAUAAUAUCGAAACUACAUAGGAUUUAUAAUAAUCUAUCGUAACUAACGGUGUACUGUGAAGUCGCCCAAUAUGGAAAAGAAAUUUUAAUUCGGUACAUAAUAAUUGCGUGGCUACAGUUGUUGUGAUAAAAUCUGUUUCCAGUGAAGCACGGCACCUUAUUCUAUGUGAAACCUAUACAGUAUACUAUGUUAAGUUCGCGAAUACGAAGACAGUAACGGUUGAAUCAGCUUUCGGCUUUUUGGUGUCGACUCAGUUAAGUAGAAGUAUGUAAAUAAACAUGAACGAAAUAGGCUUAAAGAUUGUGGAAUCUCAGUUGAAUGUGUCAGAAACCGGUGUACCCUCCGCACCCGAGAAUGGGACCGAAAACGAGGCGGAUCCUUUGUCAAUGGGCACUGAAAACGUACCCUCAAACGAGCAAGAAGCAACGAUCCAGGGUGACAAACGCGAGGAUGACUGUGAUGAUAAUGCCAAAGAAGAACCAAUAAAUGAGGUACAGGAAGGGGAGGUUGCUUCCCAACAGGCUGACAUAGAAAAAGAGGACCCCAAGGAAGCAAGACUUGAAACAAUAAAUGAGCCAGCUACUUCAUUUAUAGAGGAAGAAAGAAUUGUUGAGGAGGUUAAAGAAGAAACUGAGGUUGAGGAGGAAAACGUUAUGAGAGUAGAAGAAGAAUUGAAAGUUGCCAAAGCUGAACCUAUGGAGACUGAAGCGGAAGUAUUGGAAAUUCCAGACAAAAUAGAAAAAAACAAGAACAGUCUACCUGUUAAUGGUGAUAUUUGCAAGGAGGAGCAGGCUAGUAAAAGGAGGCCUAGUCAAGACAUUGACACUGAGUCUCCAUUGAAGAAACUAUGCCAGGAGGUUGAAAAGACAUUCCCCCAACAUGAUUCUAUGGUCAGUGAUUACAUACAGACGGCCACCAAGAACAAUGUUGAUGAAAUACAGAGGCACACGGAGCAGCUGCUGUCUGAAAUACAAACACUGCGAGAACUAGCACAGAAAAAGGAACAUGAGUGGAACAAUAUUUUACACUUGAAGAAAGUGAAAGAGGAAAUUCUUCUGAGGCUGUUGAGAAGAAAACAAGUGAUAUCCUUUGAAAAGAGUGCCGACGUGAAUGGCGCGGAACGCACAGAUCCGUUUGACUAUUUGAACCAAGCAAAAAACCUGGCCAUCGACAAAAGUGACGAAAUUUCAGGUCUCGUUAUAAAGCCACCGGGCCCAGUGAUGAAUCCCAUGAUGCAACCCCAGGUUAUGCCUGUUACGUCACACUUUAACCCCCUAUCGGGACUUCCUCCGCCGUACGACAAGGCUCAUAUGCAGGGCAUGCCUAAACCUGUUUUCCCUCAAAUGAUGAUGCCCGGACCCAUGCCAGGUUUCCCGAGAGAUAUGAACGGACAGCUCCCGACGAGUUUCGGUUUACCAAUGGGCCGUCAAGGUCCCACAAAAGAUGUUAAGUCAAUAAUAGCAGACUACAGACAGAGGAAUCCAGAUAUCACUCCAAGAAGGGGGAGACGGAUGAAGUCGAUGGUCAAUCCCAGCAUGAUGAACACACCCAGGCCCAUCGCUCCCAAGAUGGACAACAUGAACAACUUGGGCAAUAUCAACAUGUUAUUUAAUAACUUGGAUAUGAACCAGAAAGCCAUGUUGGAGAGACUGCAACAGAUCCAAGCGGGCGGCCUACCCAAUGGGCUCUCCUUCAAGGAUGUUCUUGUACAAUUUGCCAACAUGCAGCAGAACAAUAGCAGUAUGAUACCCAACAGGCCACCAGAGACGAUGACGAACAGGCCGGAGCACCAUAUACGACCGGAGAGACCGGAGAGAAGGCGACCGGACAGGCAGGAGGAGCACAAUAUACCGAUCAAGCAGGUAGAGCGGAUGGCGUCCUCCAGUCCGAGACUGCCGCCCCCCCCGCCCUACCCCGAGAUAUCGCUCCUCCCCGUCACCACCGGCCAGGAGACACCGUCGCAGAGCCAACAAAACUCUCUUCUCCACGGAAUACUAACUAAGCAGGCGCCCCCCGCGCCUCAGAGUUGCUCACCGACGUUGGCUAAACUGCUCACGUCGCCGGAACGAAAACAGAGCGCACCGCUGACAUUCGGUCAGGCCAAGAGUUGCGGCGAGAUAACCAUCACGCCGGUGCAGCCCGCGCAGCCUGAACCGCAGCCAGAGAAACCUGAAGUUGUGCACUUGGAGGAGGAGGAGAGUGGCGCGUCGGAGGAGAGCGGCGGGUCGGGCGGGGGCGGAGCUAACGCGGGGGUCGGGGCCGGGGGCGGGCGGCUCGUGAUCGACGAGGGCGGGGACGACGCCCCCACGUGCCAGGGCUGCCGCGCCCGCACCGCCAAGUUCGUGUGCGCCGGCUGCGCCAACCAGUGGUACUGCUCGCGCGACUGUCAGGUGGCGGCGUGGGACGACCACUCGGAGAUGUGCUCGGGCUGAGCUCGCUGUAGUCUGUUGCCUUAUACACGUUACACGUAGGUGAAUCUCCUAGUUAGCUCGCACGAGUGGAGUCAUCUUUGGACUGAAUCUAGCUUAUAUUUUAUACAUAAAUUUCAUCAUGGUUUACACCUUCAAGAAAGGUAAAAAGCAUCUUAAAAUGUAAAACUUAUUUAAUGUUUAAAGCCAACCUCAUAUCAAUAUCAAAAAGGAAUUUAAAUAUGAUGUACAGUAAAAUUAAUGCACAGGUUUUGACAAUCGUCUGCGGACAGACAAUCUGCAAAUUGCAUUCUAACCCAUUUUUCUUGUGCAAGAUGGUUAAAUAUAAUUUAUAUCGAUUGAAGUAUGUAUAUUCUUGUUUAUGGACGCAUGAAAAUAUUUCGUGACGUAUACGUUGUUUCUUUUUUUAAUUCAAAUUGCGCAAACGCUCUCAAAAAAAAAACUAAAUUCUAUGUUUCGUAAAUUCUGCUUUGUAUGAAAUAGUAAGGUUAGGUAGUAGUACUACUUAGUACUUACUAGGCGCGCCGCGCGCUAUAUUAGGAGAUGACUUCACUCGACAUUUAGAUGUAGUUGUAAUCGGUGAUCAUAAAUUCUCUAAGCUAAAUUUUGUGUUCCUAUUUUAUAUUAUUAUGUUCGAUUUUUGAAAUUGACAUUUUUGGCAAAGACAUUUGUGUAUAACUCAUAAAGUUAAUAUACCUAGCGGAAUAGAUAAACAAAGGCCUGAG